AGUCUUCAAGGUUAUUUCAAUGUACUUUAAAAAUUCAUUGAGUCAGUGUUCGUGAAGUUGUAAGUUAAAAAAAAAUGGAAUUUAUUGCGGAUUUAAAAACAAUAGCAAUCAACGAAGGUAUAAAAAAUCCUGUAAUUACAAUAAAUCAAACAUCAAAAACCGGCGAAGGCUUUCUGGGAACAUAUUACAUCGUUAACAUUCAUGGCACAGAAACAAGGUUGAGUUUAUUUUUAAAACGCCCCCCUAAAAGUAAUGAUGAAGUUGUAAAAGAAUCUAUGAGAAAAAUUCAUUUAAACGAAUACCUAUUUUAUGAAAACAUUUAUCCAGAAUUUAUUAAAUUUGAAUUUGUUAGAAACGAAGAUAAUUACUUUAAAUCAGUUCCAAAAUGUUACAAAAUCAUUUCGAAUAAAAAUAGAGAAGUUAUGAUCUUGGAAAAUUUGAGAGCAAAUGGUUUUCGGAGUUACAACAGAAGACAACCAUUCGAUGACAAUCAUUUAGAAUUAAUUUUAGAUGAAUUGGCUCAUUUUCAUGCUGUUUCAUUUGCGUUUAAAGACCAAAAACCCGAUCGGUUUAAGGAAAUCGUCAAAAACGUUUCUUGGGCUGCUUCUGAAACUAUUAAAGAAGAUUAUCUAGAAACCGUAUGGUUCUUAUCGAAGAAUGUACUUGAAAAAUUGGACUCAAACACUUUUUUUGGAUAUGAAGUAUUUAAAUCGCACGUCGAUUCAAUAAAAGAAUUCUUAUCGUUCCUGGAUAAUUUUGAUGGCCGUUUUAAUGUUCUUAAUCAUGGUGAUUUAACACUUAACAACAUUUUAUUUGGAUAUAACGAAGACGAUGACGACAACCCUAUAAGAGUUUCAUUUCUUGAUUGGCAAUUAACAAAAGUAACUUCACCAGUAAUCGACCUUUCUUAUUUAAUUUACGGAACUUGUGAAUUAAAACAAAUGGAAAAAAUCGAUUAUUUCUUGAAUUUUUAUUACAACAAACUCGGUUUUUACAUCAACUUACUUGGUAGUGAUUUAAGUAUGUUGUACCCAAAAGACGAUUUUGAUGAGGAAUGGAGGAAGUUUUCCAGAUAUGGACUGGCAUUGUCUACGAUAGUCAUUAAAUUAACAUUUACUGAUCCCGAUGAUGUCCCAUUAAAUAACAGCGAGAAAAAAACAAUGCUCGAAAGUUUAUCUUACAAAAUUAAAAACGAAAAAAAAUAUAUCGAAAGAAUUAAAUGUGUUAUUAAUCAUUUUAUUGAAAAGAAAUAUUUAUAAAGUCAAUAUUCGCUAUAAUCGUUAAUAAAUGCAUCUUCAUUCCAAAGAGGUAGACGAUGUGACGGAGGCUUAUUACGAAUGGGGAAUCUAAUUUGACGACCAAUAUGAGCAGUUCUACGAUUUCCAAAUGGUGUAUAUUCGUGCCAAAACGAGGGUGGCAUUAAAAUUUCCUCGCUGCUUUUAGCUACCGUAAUUUUUGAUUUUUCAUUAAAUACUUCGCCGGUUUUCAUCGACCAUCCUUCCUUAUUUGUUGCUGAAAAUACAGUUGUUAGUGUAACGAAGAAAAAAAUAAAAAUCUAAAAGAAAA
Messenger RNA from Onthophagus taurus, 1566 nucleotides. RefSeq lists its product as uncharacterized. Lineage: Eukaryota; Metazoa; Arthropoda; Insecta; Coleoptera; Scarabaeidae. The record is from RefSeq and is a predicted model, not a curated record.